Molecule: messenger RNA, 1730 nt
Organism: Ornithodoros turicata
Lineage: Eukaryota; Metazoa; Arthropoda; Arachnida; Ixodida; Argasidae
Product: protein Wnt-4-like
Exons: 4
Coding region: 217-1284 (355 amino acids)
Biological process (GO): canonical Wnt signaling pathway; multicellular organism development; neuron differentiation
Cellular component (GO): extracellular region
Molecular function (GO): cytokine activity; frizzled binding
Source: RefSeq, a predicted model, not a curated record
UUUAUCGUCGCGUGAUAAGAGAAAAGACGGUGUUCCAUUUCUUGCGUACAUUCGACGACGUCCAUUUGGUCUGCCUAACUAAUUAUUCCCAUCAUCCGUCAUGUUCCCUCUGAUUGCCGUUUCCGCCGCUGGUCGUCUGCGUUGGUGACGUCACGAGGUCACGUGCAGGCGGGCGGGCGCGCGUCUUGUGGGUUGUGCGGUGCCAUGUGAGGAGCCAUGCGGACGCGCGGCGCUCUGGCCUUUCUGUUUCUGCUCUUCCUGGUCUGCUCGUGUGUGCAGGGGAUACGAUGGCUGUCUCUAGUGCGGACGUCAUCGCUGGCAGCCAUGGAACGCAAUGUAUCGUGUGACCAACUGCGUGGCCUCAGCCGAGCCCAGAAGCUCAUCUGUAAGAACAACUACGAGUUCAUGCAAAGCGUCCGUCGAGGAGCCAAACUGGCUGUGCUCGAAUGUCAGCAUCAGUUUCGUUCACGUCGGUGGAACUGUUCAACAGUGCAUGGAACGAGGCUCUUCAAUAAAGCUCUCUCUGACGUCCUGGCAGGAACCCGUGAGGCUGCCUUUGUUCAUGCCCUGAGCGCAGCCGCUGUGGCUCACGAAGUGACGAGGGCCUGUAGUUCUGGUCGCCUAGCCGGACGAUGCGGCUGCGAUCGUUCCGUCAGGGGAACAUCGCCCGAAGGAUUCAAAUGGUCCGGGUGCUCUGACAACGUGGCCUACGGUGUUGCCUUCUCUAGGUCCUUUGUGGACGCGAGGGACCUGCGACUAGCUCGUAUGACAUCCAACCCAAAGGCCCUCGUCAAUCUACACAACAAUGACGUUGGACGAAAGGUGAUCAGGGGCCAGAUGACGCGUCAAUGCAAGUGCCACGGUGUAUCUGGCUCCUGCGAACUCAAGACUUGCUGGAAAGAACUGAGGCCCUUUCGUGAUGUCGGACACAUACUUAAAGAGAAGUUCGACAGUGCCACUGAAGUACAAGUUAGCCGGCCUCCUGGGACCCACUUGCGGCCACUAAUUGUGCCAGUCAGUCCAUUAUCGUACACCAAUGGUCUGCAAUAUUUGAAGUCAUCCCCUGACUUUUGCGAAGCCAAUGCCAGCUUGGGAUUCCUGGGAACGAGUGGACGACGUUGUUACCCAGAUUCUGUGGAUGGAUGUCAGAUGCUCUGCUGUGGACGUGGGUAUGACACCCGCACUGAGCGUCUGGUGGAACGGUGUGCCUGCAAGUUUGUUUGGUGCUGUGAAGUUCGCUGCAAGAGUUGUAUCAAGGACGUCAGCAUCAGCACCUGCCAUUGAAAAUGGUGGUGCUCGGUGAAUACUCCAGACGUGUGGUGUGGAUUCCAUGAACGUCCUUCUCGUUAAUUUAUUUAUCCUCGCAGUCACGUAGACGGCUGGGAGUUUUAAAGUCGUACCACCUUGUGUUACACCUCAUAGCAAAUAGAAGUACAUAUAGGUAGACACAUCCUUUUUUAACUGUGCAUCAUCCUGUCCUACUUUUAAACAUUAGCUGUCUCGAUCAUCAGUGCACUGUGCGGGGCUUUGUACGCAACACCUCUAUGCAGUAACAAAAAAAUAACAUUAGGUAUGGCUGUACAUUUAGAAACACUGAGUAAAAUGCCUAGUGUGUCAUCCUGUGAGAGAGGACAUUUAAGGUGUUGUAUUUCCAUAAGGAGGACUGUCUUAUGGUACCAAUUGUUUUCUCUGCAAUGCUCAAUUUGAGUGGUAAAAUCCUGAUAAAGCUA